AUAACUUAACAAAAAAACACUAAAUAAUCAAUUUUUAAAAGUUUAAAGCCAAGUCACUUGACAUAACCUCAACCACAACUAAAACCUAACCUACAAAAAACAUUCAGUGAUUCUCUGACAAUGGGUAAAAAGCGAAAGUGUAAACCGCCAGUAAUCCCCCAGCAAGACAAACGCAUCUGUGGUAGCAUCUGCUUCUGUCAAAUGGUCGUCGUCUUCAGCAGCGUGUCACUCAUCUACCUAACCGUAGCUGUCUACAUUCCCUCGUACAAAGCCUUCCACUCCGGCUACGAAACCACACCCGCCAUGUGCCAGACCAUCAACACCAGCCUCAUCAACAACUGCAGCUGGGCCUCGUGCAGCGAAUGGUGUUUGACGAAAGCGUCCGGUUUCUGUCCGCAAAUCCACGUUACCACAAGACAAAACGGCACUGACCUUGAGCUGAGGAACUGCACACGCUUCACGACAAUUGCCUGCCCGCAGGUGACCACUGAUAAACUCAAGCGGUAUAAUUGUAAUAAUGGUACAGAAUGUGCCACGUUGAGUGGAGUGUUCAAUUGCUCUCUGGGGCACUGUAGGAACUUCUCGGAGAUUUAUCAGUGCCACCAUCGAGCGGACGGAGCUGUCUUGGAUAGUGAUAAGGAUAACACCAAGCUGACGGGGUUUUUUGAGUGUAAAGGAUCACGAUGUGUCAAGAUAAAGAGACACUUCAGCUGCGAUAGAUACUGCCCGGCGAUUAACACCAAUUUUAGUAAUGUUUAUAUUACUCAGGAUGAUUCAGUGCAUACGGUGGUUUGUAGCACUGCGUGGGCGUUUACUGAGAGUAAGGGUAUUGAGCCAAGGGUGGAGAUUGAUGAGAAGAUGAUUUGGGAGGCGAAAUAUGGCGAGGUGCUGAUGAUUUCAUGUCAUCAUUUGAAGCACAAUUCUUCUUCAAUACGAGGUUUUGAUUGUGUCAACGGCACAAUUUACAACACCACCGAGAUUCCGCGACCAUCGAUGAAUUUCACGCAGUUUUGGCGCGUGCGCAACAAGUGGCGACAUCUACUAGACCCCACCCAUCGUUAUGUACCGCCUCAAGCCACGCUCACUAUAUUCAACCACUCGCGGCUGUUUAUUAACCUCGAUGGGUGUGUGAAUACGCUGCGUGGGGAGUGUCGCGAGUUUCUGCAGACGAAUGGACGCGAUGGGCGUAACCAGACCGCCCAGUCAAGGUUUCCAUGUUUUUACAAUAAGAAUAGUUCCGAACGUGUGGUAGCCCGUUAUAAUUUGAAUACAACAUGGCGGCAGUUUGUGAUCGCUGCAACUGUGCCAUCAGUACUCUUCGUUGUUUCUUUCCUCACGCUGUGUAUCAUCAUGCAGUCGGUCAGUGUCGGCGAUGAUACGAAAAUGCGCUGCAAGUACUGCCUGGGUAAUUCGGACGAUCCGGAUUCGUUGACUACGCCUACAGACUCCGGAGGCGGUGCUGCUAACGGAGCAGGCGUGCCAUCACGUCGCGGCGACUUAACCGCCAGUCAUACCUACGAAACGGACAUAAACUUGAUUUUGCACGCGCUGAACGAACAGUAGACGCGAACGCGCAUGCGCCACACAAGUCACACGUCGGCGACGCGCGCCGACUGCCUUCUAGAACGUCAUAUCGUAGAAACAAAACAAACACACAGAAAGAAACGAAUACAAAUACAAAUCAAGAAACAAACUAGAAAAGAAAUGAAUUGCAACUCCUGCGUGUCACGUCAUGUCAUCCAUGUCAUCCGCCAUUUUGUUCUGCGUCCCCAUCCUGCUCCACCCCGUCUCCUAGCCAAGCUAAUUGUUAAGUUAAGUACUAAACAAUAAAUAAUUGUCUGUGACUUAUCGAAUGCCUUAAUAUGUAUAUCUAACAUACAGUGUGUCCGUGCCGUACAUAUAGAAAUGAAUGUGAUAUAUUAUAUUCAUGUCCACCAACAACAAUAUAUCAAUAUCAGCGAGUAAUAAAACAA
Dalotia coriaria is the source of this 1973-nucleotide messenger RNA. It is a transcript of the gene Teh4, whose product is annotated as tipE homolog 4. Lineage: Eukaryota; Metazoa; Arthropoda; Insecta; Coleoptera; Staphylinidae. Gene Ontology annotation, cellular component: plasma membrane. The record is from RefSeq and is a predicted model, not a curated record. The transcript has 4 exons. Gene Ontology annotation, biological process: regulation of sodium ion transport. Gene Ontology annotation, molecular function: sodium channel regulator activity. Bases 121 to 1563 code for a protein of 480 amino acids.